Eutrema salsugineum is the source of this 591-nucleotide messenger RNA. RefSeq names its product acyl carrier protein 3, mitochondrial. Gene Ontology annotation, molecular function: acyl binding; acyl carrier activity. Gene Ontology annotation, cellular component: mitochondrion. The record is from RefSeq and is a predicted model, not a curated record. Gene Ontology annotation, biological process: fatty acid biosynthetic process. Bases 130 to 513 code for a protein of 127 amino acids. NCBI's taxonomy places the organism in Eukaryota, Viridiplantae, Streptophyta, Magnoliopsida, Brassicales, Brassicaceae. The transcript has 3 exons.
AAUAUGUUUUCAAGUAGGCUGCAUAGACUCUCUCUAUCUCUCUCUGCUCUCUAUCAUUCUCCCGCUUCAGAGGAAUAAGACCUAGAAAAUAGAAGUUUCUCAUUCGCAGAGUCGCAGUUUUACUCGAAGAUGCAUUGCAUUAGGAGCUCAAUCUUGCAACAUGUGAGAGUCUCUGUCAGACCGGUUUUGCUCCUUGAGAAGGAGAAUGCUUUCAAGAGUAUUAUUGGUAAAAUGAAUUUCACAUCAGGAGAUGGAGGGCAAGAUCAAAUCUUGAGUAAGGUUAUUGAACUGGUGAAGAAGUACGACAAAACCAAUGCCUCUAAGGUUACUGAAAGGGCUGAUUUCCAGAAGGAUUUGUCGCUGGACAGUUUAGACAAGGUGGAGCUAGUUAUGGCUAUUGAAGAAGAGUUCUCGAUUGAGAUCCCUGAAGAAAAAGCAGAUAAGCUUACUUGUUGUGGUGAUAUUGCAAGCUACAUAAUCUCUGAAACCCAACCGAAAGCGCCAGAGUCCUGACUUGUCUCAGGCUUUCUUUCUUGUCUUCAUUGUUCAGUUAAUCAAAACUCUAGAGCCAUGCUCUGUGUCUUUAUAUCA